AUGAACUCGUUAAGAUACUCCUUUGGGCAAAACGGGAACGUGGACAAAGAAGAGAUGUUGAAAUAUUUCGAGUCUGAAGAAAGACAUAAAGCUGGCGGUGACAGUCCAACAACAGGCUAUAUUCUAUCGGAGAUCAUGGGAGUUGCGAACACGUCUGGGUACGGAUUAAGCGCUACCAAACUCGUUUGGCACCCUGAUUCCCCGUCUCCACUUCAGCUCAUUCACGGCUUGAUUGGUCUCCCGGUGAAG
This is a messenger RNA of Mesorhabditis belari, 249 nucleotides long. The record is from the annotation of a GenBank genome assembly. Lineage: Eukaryota; Metazoa; Nematoda; Chromadorea; Rhabditida; Rhabditidae.